GGCCCGAAGAUGCUGCCCGUGCUGCACGAGUCCCUGGAUGGCGACGACAGCAACGACGACAGCGGCCCCUCCGAGCCGACCCCGACCCCGCCCGCCAGCUCCUACUGUCUGUACGCUUAUCACAGCACCAGGUCAACCCACCAGCGAGGUGACAGUGAUGACGGAAGUCCAAGCAGCUCAACAACAGAAACUCCCGCUGCCGAAGAUUUCAGUCUCUCUUUGGUGGACACGAACUUAUCAUCCGAAGUAGAGAUGGAACUGCGCAGUUUCGUUGCUAAACGUCUGAAUAAAGGAGCGCUCUUUGAAGGUCUGGGUAAUGUUGCUUCAGUGGAAUUGAGUCUUCCAGACUACAGAGUUGGUUGUUACUACUGCCUUUUCCAACAAGAAAAGUCAUUCCCUGAACCCGCAGCAGAUGAUCCUGGCCUGAACGCUCCGGAGUAUGCGGUCUGUUUCUUAGGUGGCUCUGAAAAGGGGCUUGAACUCUUCAGGCUUGAGUUGGACAAGUAUGUUCAAGACCUCAAGAUGAAUUUUGAUUGCAAGGAAAGCAGUUUGGAGCCCAGCAUCAAAUCCUACCUGAGCAACUGGUUUGAGGAUGUCGUGUGCCCAAUCCAGAGGGUGGUGCUUCUCUUUCAGGAGAAGCUUGUAUUUCUCUUACAUGCUGCUUUGAGUUAUACUCCCGUCGAAGUUAAAGCAUCAGAUGAGAAAAUCAAACGAGACAUCAAUAGGUUUCUCAGCGUGGCCAGCCUGCAGGGGCUCGUCCAUGAAGGGACAAUGACCUCCUUAUGCAUGGCUAUGACAGAGGAACAGCACCGGGCUGUGCUGAUAGACUGUAGCGGGCCACAGCCCCGGGUGCAAAACGCAGGAAGCAACAAGUUUUGCGAGGACUGGUUGCAGCCCUUCCUGAACGGGGCCGAGGGUGGCCAUCCAUUUCUCUUCCGACAGCUGCUAGAGAAUUUUAAGCUGAAGGCAAUCCAGGACACAAACAAUCUGAAGCGAUUUAUCCGCCAGGCAGAAAUGAAUCAUUACGCCCUAUUUAAGUGUUACAUGUUUCUGAAGAACUGUGGCUGUGGAGACGUGCUGCUGAAGAUCGUCAAGGUGGAACACGCAGAAAUGCCAGAAGCCAAAAAUGUGAUAUUGGUCCUUGAGGAAUUCAUGAGAGAAGUAGCAACGGCCCAACGUUUUUAAUCAUUUUCUUCUUAGGAAGUGAGGUCCGAGUAUUGAACAUUCAUGCACUAGUAGUUAGUGGUUGGAAGUUGCUACUGUGAUCAUCAUUCGUGCUAAUUUAAGAGAUUUAGAUUACUUCAGAAUAAGAUGAGACUCUGGGUUUGGGGGGGGAGCUUUUUACAUUUUUAAAAUUUAAUUAUAGGGAGAAAAAGUGUAAUGAAAUGGGGGCUUGAUAGCCAAAAAGGUAUGACAAUGCUCUCCCUGGGUGUUUCCUGCCCAAGUUAUCAAGAAUUUUAGGGCUAAAUGGAAGAGAUAUGAAGACAAAACCUCAACUGCCACCCCAAAUCUUAUAUUUAUUUUCCCUCAGUUCCCUCUUUCAGUGGUCAAUAACCCACCCCGCAGUAAAUUUUGAUGAGUCUUUCUUGGCAACCAUCGGGUUUACCAUAGCUUUUGUUGCCACUUAAAAAAUGAACAAAACAAAAAGUUUCAAUCUCAGAUUUUAGGCCGAUUUUACUCCCCCAAAUGUAAUCCCCAAACCAAUCUGUAAAUAUAUCACAUCAUAAAAGCUAUGCACUCUGUGGGUGCUUGAUACAUGUUUUUAACGAUAACAAUCCCCCUCUUGUGCUGAUCUGCAAAUCAGUCUUGGAUUUGCAACAGAUAAAUCAUCUUUAAAAGUGUGCGCCAGCUAAAAAAAAACACAAUCCCAGUUCCGCCCUUUUUAAAGCAGGUUUUUUCCAGAGUUGAAAUCAAAAUGCUUGACGAACGGAUAAAUGUUCAAAGAAGGAUCAAAGUAGCAAGCGAAGAAUAUAAUGGGAAGAUUUCAAGAGGGCUUCUUAAUUGAAUCAUAUUUGGUGCAUGACCUUUUGAGUUUAUUCAUGCAUCACUUUCUCAGAUCACUGUAGUCUGAAUCAAUUGGCAGGACUGAGCACUGCCCUCAGAUGAUCACAUGCUACUCUCCCUGAAGCCAAAAUUAGAUGCAUGAACUGUACUCUGAAGUAUACUGUGUCACGGGCACAGAGGCGCUUAGUAAAUCCUAUUGGAUGACAGUGAUGACAAUGAUGACUUCAUUUAGAUAAUAGGAUAUAUGAGACCUAAGUUUCCAUUGCCCUAGCAGUUCACUAAAGAACAGAGGCAGCACGUAGAGCUAAGGAAUUGCCUUUCAAACAGCCAUAGUCACACUAUGGUUUUUCAAAACGAUUGAUUCAUGUCAUUCCUUUAUUUGCCCCUCCCAAAAAGUUAAGGAAAAGGACAGUCUAUAUUUAUUGCAAGUGAUUUUUUUUUUAAUUUAAUGACCAGUAGUUCUACACUAGAGAGGGAGCGUGUUGUUCAUGUGACAAACAUUCGCUUAAAUUUAAAUCUGUAAUUAUGUUUACAAUAAAAAGGUGCUCUGGCUUU
Tachyglossus aculeatus (Australian echidna) is the source of this 2559-nucleotide messenger RNA. It is a transcript of the gene C15H17orf75, whose product is annotated as chromosome 15 C17orf75 homolog. Gene Ontology annotation, cellular component: trans-Golgi network. The transcript has 10 exons. Bases 10 to 1185 code for a protein of 391 amino acids. The record is from RefSeq and is a predicted model, not a curated record. NCBI's taxonomy places the organism in Eukaryota, Metazoa, Chordata, Mammalia, Monotremata, Tachyglossidae.